Impatiens glandulifera is the source of this 1670-nucleotide messenger RNA. Its product is annotated as probable choline kinase 2. Gene Ontology annotation, molecular function: ethanolamine kinase activity; choline kinase activity. Gene Ontology annotation, cellular component: cytoplasm. The record is from RefSeq and is a predicted model, not a curated record. NCBI's taxonomy places the organism in Eukaryota, Viridiplantae, Streptophyta, Magnoliopsida, Ericales, Balsaminaceae. Gene Ontology annotation, biological process: phosphatidylethanolamine biosynthetic process; phosphatidylcholine biosynthetic process. Bases 119 to 1342 code for a protein of 407 amino acids. The transcript has 9 exons.
AUGUAGAGCUCCAAACCGUUGUUCUAUGUUCAGAAAGAGCUAUGUUGAGAAAAUUUUGGCGGCGGUAGGUUAAUAAUCCAAGCCCUGAGGAAGAAGAUAUAUUUGUAUUUGAAGGGAAAUGCGAAUACUUGCACGUGUAGAUUUCUCUCGGGCGCUGAUACUUCAAGCAAUCGGCAGGUGUCCGCCAUCGCGAAUUCACAAAACUCUCUCUCUUCCAACUUCCGAUUUCUCUUUGAUUCCUCCUCUACUUUACCCAACAAGAAGAGAAACAAAUUCUCCUAACUUCGCGCUUUCAGAAAUGGUUACACCAAAGAUUGGUAAAGAACGCUUACCAACAGACGCGAAGAAGAUUCUAGAAUCAAUAGCGUCAUCUUGGGGUGUCAUAAUUGAAGAUGUGAACUUAUUUCAGGUUAUACCUUUGAAAGGUGCGAUGACUAAUGAGGUCUAUCAGAUAAAAUGGCCGAAGAGGGAUUCAGAAAGUGAAUCAAGGAAGGUGCUUGUGAGGAUAUACGGUGAGGGUGUUGAUGUUUUCUUCAACCGUGAUGAUGAGAUUCGCACGUUUGAAUGUAUGUCUCAUCAUGGACAGGGUCCUCGACUUCUUGGAAGAUUCUCAAAUGGGCGAGUUGAGGAGUUUAUUCAUGCUCGGACACUGUCAGCCUUUGAUCUAUGUAACCCGAGUAUAUCUGCUCUUAUAGCAGCUAAAAUGAAGGAAUUCCAUGAUCUUCCCAUCUCCGGCCCCCAAAAAGUGCUCUUGUGGGAAAGAUUGAGGAAUUGGCUUGAAACAGCCAAGACUAUGGCUUCCACUGAACAAAUAAAGGAAUUUCGUCUUGAUACAAUGGGUGGAGAAGCUGGAGAAAUAUCCUUCUUGGAGAAGACUUUGUCACAUGAAAACCAAUGCAUAGGUUUCUGUCACAAUGAUUUGCAAUAUGGUAACAUAAUGAUUGAUGAAGAGACCAAUUCUAUAACUCUAAUUGAUUACGAGUAUGCUAGCUACAAUCCUAUUGCUUAUGACAUAGCAAAUCACUUUUGUGAAAUGGCUGCUGAUUAUCAUACUGAAAUGCCUCAUAUUUUGGACUACACUAAAUACCCGAAUGCGGAUGAGCGACAACAAUUCCUACGUGCUUAUUUAAAUUGUGCAGACAAACAGCUUAAGAACUUGGAACUUGAUAUGUUGAUUAAAGAUGUUGAAAUGUACACUCUUGCAAGCCAUCUACUUUGGGGUUUAUGGGGGAUAAUAUCGGAACAUGUUAAUGACAUUGACUUUGAUUAUAUCGAGUAUGCAAGACAGAGGUUUCGGGAAUACUGGCAAAGGAAGGGAAUGCUAUUGGGAUCCUCAGGUUGAUUGAAUGUUAAGAGGACAUCAUUGAAGCCAUUGAAUUGAAGUCUCACUUUGUACAACUCAUCAUAGUAAGGAAUUUUUUGGGGUGGUUAAUCCUAGUUAACCUUUAGUGAACAGAGAAUAAAUAUGGUGGAAAGUAUGAUUCCAAAGCUGUCUAAAAUUUGUGUUUCUUUUAGACGCCAGUUGACAAAUAAACAAAUUCUUGCACGAAACACAUGUUUUUUUGAAACAUUAAUUCAUUUAAUAGGUAUAAAAUUAUACCAUAUUGUUUUUGUGUUGCUAAUAGUGAAAAACUUAGUAUUUGAUUUUUUAAUGCUAUUUUGAUUUGUAA